Molecule: messenger RNA, 2349 nt
Organism: Peromyscus leucopus (white-footed mouse)
Lineage: Eukaryota; Metazoa; Chordata; Mammalia; Rodentia; Cricetidae
Gene: Sox30
Product: SRY-box transcription factor 30
Biological process (GO): regulation of transcription by RNA polymerase II
Cellular component (GO): nucleus
Molecular function (GO): DNA-binding transcription factor activity, RNA polymerase II-specific; sequence-specific double-stranded DNA binding
Source: RefSeq, a predicted model, not a curated record
AUGGAGAGAGCCAGGCCGGAGCCGCCGCCGCCGAUGCCGCGCCAACCGCCGCGGCCCACCCCACCGCGCCCGUUGCGCCCCGCUCCGCCCGCGCAGCCCGUCGAGGCCGCCACCUUCCGGGCCGCGGCCGCCGAGCGUCCCCAAUCGCCCGGCCAGGCCGCGGCCGCCAUCGCCGCAGUGGCCUCAUCGUGCGGGGAGGCCGCGGCGGCGGGCGCGCAGGCCGGGACGCGGCGCCUGCUGCAAGUGAAGCCGGAGCAGGUGCUGCUGCUGCCGCCGCCCGGGCCGCUGUUACCUCAAGCUCCCGACGAGGGUGCGGUCGCCGCCGCCGCCUCCUCUUCCGCCUCCGCCUCGUCCGCGCAGGCGCGUCUGCUGCAGCUGAGGCCGGAGCUGCUGCUGUUGCCGCCCCAGUCCGCGGCCGACGGAGGCCCUUGCAGGCCCGAGCUGCGCCCCAUGCAGCCCCGGACGCUGCUCGUCAAGGCCGAGAAGCAGGAGCUGGGGGCGGGCUUGGACCUGUCGGUGGGAUCCCGGAGGACCACCGAGGCCGGCCCCAGAGCCUCCAGGGCCGCCAAGUUGGAUGGCCCCGGGAAGGCCCUCGAUGGCCGCCGAGGGGAUGAGAAGAAAGCCAAGCUGGAGGCCGAGGAAGCCUCGAGGGAUGCGCUGAAAGGCGGGGAAGGCAGGAACCUGCUGGCCAUCGGAGAAGGAGUCAUUAAGACCGAGGAGCCAGACAGACUCAGGGAGGACUGCAGGCUGAGCACGGAAGCCGCAUCCAAUGGCCGCCACGGCAGCAAGGAUGGUAUCCUGGCCCAGCCGCCCGGUGCUUUCGGUCCGCACCAGCAAGACCUAAUUCCUUUGACUCUCCACACGGUCCCUCCUGGGGCCCGUAUCAAUUUAGGGCCUCCGCCUUCUGAGCUGAUACGGUUGUCCAGUCCCCUGACACCAGUGCCUAAAAUGCAGUCCUUACUGGAGCCUUCUGUAAAAAUUGAAACCAAAGGUCCCCUCACCGUGCUUCCCUCAGACGCAGGAAUACCUGAUACUCCCUUCAGUAAGGAGAAUGGUCAUGUGAAGCGACCCAUGAAUGCAUUUAUGGUUUGGGCAAGAAUCCACCGACCAGCACUAGCCAAAGCUAACCCAGCCGCCAACAAUGCAGAAAUCAGUGUCCAGCUCGGGUUAGAGUGGAACAAACUCAGUGAAGAACAAAAGAAACCCUAUUAUGAUGAAGCACAAAAGAUUAAAGAGAAGCACAGAGAGGAAUUUCCUGGUUGGGUUUAUCAGCCUCGUCCAGGGAAGCGAAAACGCUUCCCUCUAAGUGUUUCCAAUGUAUUUUCUGGUACCACACAAAAUAUUAUCUCUACAAAUCCUACAACAAUUUAUCCAUAUCGCUCACCUACCUACUCUGUGGAUCCCGGCCUUCAGAACACCAUCACUCAUCCAGUUGGUGAAGCCCCACCUGCUAUCCAGCUGCCCACACCUGCAGUCCAGCGCCCAAGCCCCAUCACACUUUUCCAGCCCAGCGUCUCCAGCACUGGCCCGGUGGCCGUUCCGCCUCCAAGUCUGACGCCCCGCCCAUCACUCCCACCUCAGCGCUUUACUGGGCCUUCCCAAACUGACGUUCAUAGGCUUCCUUCCGGAACCAGUCGCUCUGUGAAGAGACCCACUCCAGUCUCCCUGGAGAGCACCAGCAGGAUUCCAGCUGGUGCAAGUACUGCCCAUGCCAGAUUUGCAACCUCGCCUAUCCAGCCUCCCAAGGAAUAUGCCGGCGUUUCCAGUUGUCCCCGAAGCACUCCAAUUCCCCCAGCUACUCCCAUUCCACACUCACACGUCUAUCAGCCCCCGCCCCUUGGCCAUCCAGCUACACUGUUUGGGACGCCACCACGAUUCUCCUUUCAUCACCCUUACUUCCUUCCUGGACCUCAUUACUUCCCGUCAAGCACAUGCCCUUAUAGUCGGCCUCCUUUUGGCUAUGGAAAUUUUCCAAGUUCAAUGCCAGAAUGUCUUGGUUACUAUGAAGACAGGUACCAAAAGCACGAGGCUAUAUUUUCAGCUUUAAAUAGAGACUAUCCUUUCAGAGACUACCCAGAUGAGCACACACACAGUGAAGAUUCUCGAAGCUGUGAGAGCAUGGACGGGCCUCCUUACUACAACAGCCAUGGCCACAGUGGAGAGUACUUGAAUCCCAUGCCUCCAUUGGACAUUGGAGCCUUGGAGAAUGUCUUCACAGCCCCAACAUCAGCUCCCUCUGGCGUCCAGCAAGUCAAUGUCACUGACAGCGACGAGGAGGAAGAAGAAAAAGUGCUCAGGAAUUUAUAAUUUAAAACAAAUAUGCACAGAAAAUAAACAUUUCUUAAAAUA